Messenger RNA from Physella acuta, 1521 nucleotides. RefSeq names its product equilibrative nucleobase transporter 1. The record is from RefSeq and is a predicted model, not a curated record. Lineage: Eukaryota; Metazoa; Mollusca; Gastropoda; Physidae.
UACAUUAUUACAUUGAAAGCAAAAAGCUGAAGGAAAAGUGGAAAAGGUUUAAAAUUUAAAAGAUGAAAACCGGAAACCCCAAGUUACGAGUAGUUUACGCACUCUGGGCAUUUCUAGAAUGUCUAGGGUUUGGUGGCCUCAUCUAUGGAUGGGGAUCUCUUCUCUUUGUUUUAAAAACUGAAGGACUUUACAAGGACCUGUGUCCUUUAAUAGAAAACCAGACUGACACAGACAACUCUACAAUUCUCUUGUCUGAGAAUGCAACUUCAACCAAUCAAACUGCUCAGAAAGGAAACUGCCCUGAAAGAGAUGCUAGACUAAACUUAGUCUUCACAAUUGGUACGUCCAUGUUUUGUGUAGGCUGUUUUGUCAUGGGGCAGAUCAACUUUAAAUUUGGAACACGUGUAUCAAGAAUUGGAGCUACGGCCUUGUUUGUUAUUGGAUCCUUACUGGUAGCAUUCACAUCAAAUGAUGUCCCUUGGCUGAUAUUCCCUGGUCUCUCCAUGCUUGGUGCUGGGGGCAUAACCUUCCUUAUGUCCAACAUGCAAAUUUCUGUCUUGUUUCCCAAAUUGGGGACGUUAAUUGUUGGGUUAUUGUGUGGUGGGUUUGAUGCCUCCUCCGGUGUUCAGCUACUCGUCAAGGUCGGCCAUGAAAAUGGCAUUUCCAGAAAGACGUCCUACAUUAUCCUGGCAGUUACCAAUCUAGUGACACUGGUAAGCACAUUCCUCUUCCUGCCUAAAGAUUUUAUCAAGCAACCCGUCAAAGCCGUCAACCGAAGGCCUGAUGACAUUGCUGGUGACCAGGAUGCUGCGGUUGAACUAAAAGGCUUUGCUAGCGACACUGAAGUUCAAGAAAAGAAACCAAGUCUGUUGGCAUGCAUGCGAUCAAUGAUUUACAUUUUCCAUGUUUUCUGGCUGAGCAUUCUGCAGCUGCGGUUCUACUUCUUGUUGGGAUCACUCAACAAGACAUUUGAGACAGUUCUCUCAUCAGAGGAGCAAGUUAGUCACUUCACCAAUGUUUUGAUUAUUGUGCUGAUGUGUGGUGUUGCCACAUCCCCUUUUGCUGGCAUUUUCUGUGACAUUCAGAAACAGUUCUUUGUCAACAGCAAGUCAGCUUUAAGGAAAAAGUUGAUGCCCUCCGUGAUCCCCCUAGCACUGUGCACAACGCUGUGUAUUGUCAUGUCAGUGCUGAUGUUGAUAGAAGAGCCAACUGUCCUGUAUGCUGUCUUUGUCUUCCUGCUCUUCUUCAGGUCGUUCAUGUACACAGUUGGAGCUGGGUACAUUAGUGCCAUAUUUCCAAGUGAAUAUUUUGGCAUCAUGUAUGGUUUUUUAAUCAUAGUGGGAGGAGUUGUAAGCUUCUUACAAUAUGUCUUCUUUAUUAUAGCUGAGUCUCAUGGAUUUUAUUCGGUGAAUGUGUUUCUACUGGCGCUUAUGUUCACCACCUAUCUUCACCCCCUCUUCCAGUGGUGGAAGUGUUGUCGAGCUGAACGGACUGGAACUCUUCUGAUUUCUUUUUAACACC